AGUGAGCGCAGACGGACGCAGUCGCAGAUACAUGCUAACGAACAAGCAGCAGCAGCAGCUCAAAGUUUGUUCCUGAUGGAGGUCUUACGGCCGCCUCUCAUUAACAUCAAUGGGAGAAUCUACAGAAAAAAUCCAGUGCAGGAGGAAACGUAUGAAGAAGAGGAAGAGGAUUAUUCAUAUUCAGAAGCAGCAGUGGAUCAGUGUCUGGACGAACCCUGCGAUGCUCAUAACAUAGAGCAGACGGACAGAGGUUUCCGCUGCGCUUUAGACGUGCCCAGUGUGCUUUACAAGGUGGUCACAGGUGCACACAGGCCCUCAGUCUCCUCCGCUGUCACACGCAUUGAGGUUUUGAUUGACAGCUUCAGGAGGAAGCAGCCAUUCACUCACUUCCUGUCAUUCGCUCUGAAUCACGCUCAGGUGCGGGAGGGUUUCCUGCGCUUCAGAGAGGAGGUGCUGGAGCACUGCUCACAGGACUCAGGGGUGGACGUGAGUAUUUUCCAGAACCCUGAUAAACUCCAUCUGACCAUCGGCACGCUGGUGCUGCUGAACCAACAGGAAGUGACACGAGCGAACGAGCUACUGCAUCAGUGUCAGGACACCAUCAGAGCAAUAACGGGAGCUGAAGCACUUCCUGUGGAGGUCAGAGGUGUGGAGUAUAUGAAUGAUGACCCGUCGAUGGUGGAUGUGCUGUACGCUAAAGUCAGUGUUCAGGACGGCUCAGACAGGCUUCAGCAGAUCUCAGACAGGCUGGUGGAGUGUUUCGUGUCGGCAGGUCUGAUGGAGCGCGAGCGGGACAGAGUGAAGAUCCACGCCACCGUCAUGAACACACUGUUCCGGAGAGAUCCGUCAGUGGAGGACAGAGGAGCUCCAGCCAGAGCAAACCCUCGAGAUCGAGAAGCUUUCAAUGGCAAAAACAUCUUACAGAUGUUCGGGGACUUUUAUUUUGGAGCGUUUGAGCUGAAUUCAGUUCAGAUUUCACAGAGAUUCUCCACUGACAGCUCAGGAUACUAUUCCUCAGCCGGACACAUCACAUUCUCAUGAUGGGGCAGAUACACACUCACAAAUGCACACACUUUGCUAAUCUGUCAUCAUUGUCAUGCACUGUAAAUAUGAUGAUCAGUGAUAUAAAGAGCAUUUUAAUUGUGC
Messenger RNA from Danio rerio (zebrafish), 1146 nucleotides. RefSeq names its product activating signal cointegrator 1 complex subunit 1 (gene ascc1). Lineage: Eukaryota; Metazoa; Chordata; Actinopteri; Cypriniformes; Danionidae. Gene Ontology annotation, molecular function: RNA binding; nucleic acid binding. The record is from RefSeq and is marked provisional.